Molecule: messenger RNA, 3423 nt
Organism: Eimeria mitis
Lineage: Eukaryota; Apicomplexa; Conoidasida; Eucoccidiorida; Eimeriidae
Exons: 11
Coding region: 1-3423 (1140 amino acids)
Biological process (GO): protein N-linked glycosylation
Cellular component (GO): endoplasmic reticulum membrane
Molecular function (GO): GDP-Man:Man(3)GlcNAc(2)-PP-Dol alpha-1,2-mannosyltransferase activity
Source: RefSeq, a predicted model, not a curated record
AUGGGCCCCCUGAGGUCCUGGGGGGUUAAUAGGCUGCUGCUGCUGCUGCUGCUGUUGCUGCUGCCGCUGUAUGCUGCUGCAGUUUAUUGCUGUGGCAGCUACUUGGAAGCGCUAGGUCAGCUGCUGCUGCUGCUGCUGCUGCUGCUGCUCCCGCUGCUGCUGCUGCUGCUGCUACUCGCGCUGCUGCUGCCUUUCCCUACAACAGCUAUCGGCCUGCUGCACCCAGCAGCAGCAGCAGGAGGGGGAGGGGAGAGGGUCCUGUGGGCUCUUGUUGCACACCUGCUGAAGCAGCAGCAGCAGCAGCAGCAGCAGCAACUGCAGCAGCAACUGCAGCAGCAGCAGCAGCAGCAGCAGGGGGUAGAAGCAGCUAAAAAAGCAGCAGCUGAUGAGCACCGCAGCAGCCUAACGCGGCGUCGCUCCAAGUCCAGCAGCAGCAGCAAAACCCAGCAGCACCAGCAGCAGCAGCAGCAGCAGCAGCAGCAGCAGCAGCAGGUAUCUAUCAGCAGCAAAGGCUGUGUUUCUUCUUGUGUAUAUGCUGUUCCUGCUGCUGUUGUGGUGUAUGUACGCAGCGAUUGCUGCUGGCUGCGGGGGGCCCCCCCUGUAUCUACUUUAGCAGCAGGGGGCCCCCCGUUGCUGCUGCUGCUGCUGCAGCAGCUGCUGCAGCAACUGCAGCAGCUGCUGCAGCUAUCACGCCAGGAUAGAAGCAGCAGACAGCAGCAAAGCUGCUGCUUCUCGCAGCUGCUGCUGCAGCAACGCUGCUACCCUGUCUAUAGAGGCAGCGCAUGCACAGCAGCAGUUGCUGCUGCUUUCGGUAUACACCUCGAUGAGCUGCUGCCGCCACCCAGCAGCAGCAGCAACAGCAAGCAACAGCAGCAGCAGCAGCAGCAGCAACAGCAGCAGCAGCAGCAGCAGCAGCAGCAGCAGCAGCAGCAGUCCUUUGGUCAUAUAUUCACUACCCCUUCAUCCAGAGACACGCUGCAGCAGCAACAGCAGCAGCAGCAGCAACUGCAGCUGCUGCUGCUGCAGCCGCUGCAGCGCAUGCAGAGGCUGCUGUGGCGGCUCUUCUAUGGCCACACACAGCAGCAGCAGCAGCAGCAGCAGCAGCAGCAGCUGCAGCAGCAGCAGCAGCAUGAGGGGCUGACGGGGCUCUCAGCAUAUAUUCACUACCCCUUCAUCCAGCGACGCGCUGCAGCAGCAACAGCAGCAGCAGCAGCAGCAGCAACAGCAGCAGCAGCAGCAGCAGCAACAGCAGCAGCAGCAGCAGACAGUAGGGAUAUGUUCUCUGCUGCUGCUGCGGACCGGCAGCAGCAGCAGCAGCAGCAGCAGCAGCAGCAGCAGCAGCUGUGCAACUCUGUGGUGUAUAGGCAGCUAUCAACUGUUUACCGUUGGACUUUGUGGCGUCUAUACAGCUGGCUGCUGCGCUCGCUGCUGCUGCAGCAGCAGCAGCAGCAGCAGCAGCAACAGCAGCAGCAGCAGCAGCAGAAGGCUGAACCUCUGUUGCUAGCUCCUGUGUGCUACCCUCCAAGUCUCUGCGCUGAGCAGCAGCAGCAGCAGCAGCAGCAGCAACAGCAACAGCAGCAGCAGCAGCAGCAGCAGUUGCUAGCUCCUGUGUGCUACCCUCCAAGUCUCUGCGCUGAGCAGCAGCAGCAGCAGCAGCAGCAGCAGCAACAGCAGCAGCAGCAGCAGCAGCAGCAAGAAGAUGCCCAGGAUGAAUGGACGCUUCUACCGGACGUCUCGCAGCGCGACGAUGCGUUGCUAGCUCCUGUGUGCUACCCUCCAAGUCUCUGCGCUGAGCAGCAGCAGCAGCAGCAGCAGCAACAGCAGCAGCAGCAGCAGCAGCAGCAGCAGGAAGAUGCCCAGGAUGAAUGGACGCUUCUACCGGACAUCUCGCAUCGCGACGAUCAGCAGCAGCAGCAGCAGCAGCAGCAACUGCAGCAGCAGCAGCAGCAGCAGCAGCGUAAGAACCGUAUUAUGUCUGUUGGUCAGUUUCGUGCAGAGAAGCAGCAGCAGCAGCAAAUAGAUAUAUUGAGGUGUAUGUACACCUCAUUCCCGCUGCUGCUGCAGCAAGACACACACCUGCUUGUCUGCGGAUCUAUAAGGGGAGCAGCAGACUGGCUGCUGCUGCAGCAGUGCAUGCGCCGCGCAUGCACCAGCAGCAGCAGCAGCAGCAGCAGCAGCAGCAGCAGCAGCAGGAAGGAAGAAGCAGCAGCAAAAGAGCUGCAGCAGUGCAUGCGCCGCGCAUGCACCAGCAGCAGCAGCAGCAGCAGCAGCAGCAGCAGCAGCAAGGAAGAAGCAGCAGCAAAAGAAGCAGCAUUGAGGGGAGAAGCUGUGCUGCUGUCUGCCGUCAGUUCUGCUGCUCCUCUCUUCCUUUCUCCUGUUGCUGCUGCUGCUGCAGCAGCAGCAGCAGCAACCCCAGCAGCAGCAGCAGCAGCAGCAGCAGCAGCAGCAGUUGAAACUUAUAUUGAGGAUACCAUCGCAGCAGCUAGCAGCAGCAGCAGCAGCAGCAGCAGCAGCAGCAGCAGCAGCAAGCCCUCUUCUUUCUUUCUCGUCACAGCAGCAGCAGCAGCAGCAGCAACCCCAGCAGCAGCAGCAGCAGCAGCAGCAGCAGCAGCAGCAGCAGUUGAAGCUUAUAUUGCGGAUACCAUCGCAGCAGCUAGCAGCAGCAGCAGCAGCAGCAGCAGCAGCAGCAAGCCCUCUUCUUUCUUUCUCGUCAAUGCACACAACGAUCUGCUGCUGCUGCUCCUUAAAACUGCUAAAACAGAUAUACUUCGUUCUGCUGCUGCUGCUGCUGCUGCUGCUCCUGCUGCUGCUGCUGCUGCUGGCGGUGGUGGUGGUGCUGCUGCUGCUGCUGGUUCAGCUGGAGAAGUAACGCAGAAAGAUCAGCAGCAGAAGCAGCAGCAGCAGCAGCAGCAGCAGCAGCAGCAACUGCAGCAGCAGCAGCAGCAGCAACUGCUGCAGCAGCAGCAGCAGCAAUUAAAUAAAGCUAGAAGGCUCGCGCUGCAGUGCUGUGCUGGAGAAGUAACGCAGAAAGAUCUGCAGCAGAAGCAACAGCAACAGCAACAGCAGCAGCAGCAACUGCAGCAGCAUUUUGGUUUUUUGUGUGAAGACACCCAAAGUUUUGCUGCUUGCUGCUGCAUCGGUCUGCUGCAGCAGCCUGCUGCUGCUGCUGCUGCUGCUCCUGUUGCUGCUGCUGCUUCUCCUGCUGCUGCUGCUGCAGCAGCAGCAGCAGCAGCAGCAGCAGCAGAGGAGAUUGUUGCACCCGUGCUGAGGAGGGCCGCUGCUUCUCUCUCUCGCUUCCCCUCUGAUGCAGCAGCAGCAGCAGCAGCAGCAACAGUGCUGCAGCUCAAGCCUUAUACACCCCCAUGUAUAACCCUGCAGCAGCAGCAGCAGCAGCAGCAGCAGCAACAGCAGCAGCAAGAGUAG